CUCUUCAAAGUUGCCCGUCACCUAUUCAUUAAUUCGUCGGAAGUAUUUUCGACCAUGUUUAGCCUUCCUCAAGGGAAUAAUGUAGGUGUCAUGGACAGAUCUGAUGAUGAGCAUCCUUUGGUUCUGCAAGAGGUGCAGAGCACAGAUUUCGAGAAUGUUUUGAUGGCAUUGGUGAAGUCGUAUUGUAGAACGACUCCAAUCCUCAGUAAGGAUGCGUGGAUUUCUGUCUUGAAACUGGCAUCCAUGUGGGGGAUGCAUGGCGCCCGACGCUUGGCUAUCAGGGAACUCACCAAGCUGAAGAUGUCAGACGCCGACCGCGUUGUCUACGGAAAAGAAUAUGCUGUUGUGGAUUGGGUUAUAUCAGGAUAUCGGAAUUUGGGCAGACGAAGAAAUGGUAUCACCUCAGAGGAUGUCUCCAGACUU
This is a messenger RNA of Guyanagaster necrorhizus, 423 nucleotides long. RefSeq lists its product as uncharacterized. The annotation marks the transcript as partial. The record is from RefSeq and is a predicted model, not a curated record. The transcript has 2 exons. Lineage: Eukaryota; Fungi; Basidiomycota; Agaricomycetes; Agaricales; Physalacriaceae.